GGCGGUUGAAGAACGCUGCCCUUAAUCUUAGCUGGGAGAAGAAACAGCGACGGUCAACAUUGCUACCGGUCAACAUGCAACCGAAGGAGUUGCUGCCUGCAGGCGACGAAAUUGUGACUGCGGCCACGAACUUGAAUUGCAAGGCGGCCAUCCUGGAUCUCGCCAACCCGAAGGACUGCCUUGUAUGGACGCCAACCGAUUUCGAUGCUCUGCGCAAAAUGAUGACGAAAUUGUGCGGUAAUAAUUGGAUUCUGAUUGUAUUUGCUCCGCAAAAACAGCACAAGGCCGUCAUGAAGCAACUUUACAACUGGGACGAUGCAGAGGUGCUACUCGGGACUUGGAAGCGUUAUCUCGCGUUCGGAACGGCUAUUAGCAAGUAUGGAAACUGGCAAUUCGAUUAUAAGGACACGAUGGCGGCCGUCCUGCAUGCUGAGGGGGGCGACCUCAGGAAGGUAACGAGGGCUCCUAAAUCGGAGGCAGAGAUAGUGGAGUUGAACGUUGAUGAGGAGCAAUUCAAGAGAUGCAUAGCAAAGCACGGUGGCGAGGAAGGAAACGAACGAGAGGUGUAUGGGCGGUGGGAACGACAUCCUAAACGGUUGCAGAAGUUGUGCAGUUCGUUUCUGCACGAGGACCAGGGGGUGAUUCUUAUUGGAAAGUCGCAUGUCGGACUUGUGUGGGGGUUCCUGCGCGCUGGCCAUCAUGUUUUUGCAUGCGACUCGUCGUUAAAAGACAUUUCAUACUUGACGAAGGUCAUCGAAAUUCUCGGGAAGGAUGCGAGAAACGAAUGCACCGUUGAGCGACAGAAGACUGCGCAUCGUCCUGACAGGGACAUGUACCACAAGCUGGGCAAGAAGAGAAACAAGAUGUGGGAAUAUUUGUUCCAAGGCCAACCCAAGACGCCAUUCGAGCAUGACUACAUAGUUCGCAAAGCGAUGGCACAGGAAGCGUAUAGUGGCUACCAUAAAGCGCAAGUGGGGUCGUUUGCGAUGUUCGUAGCAAGAUGCGAACGAAUGAAGUUCGGAGGAAAUCAGGCAAUGCUGAUGUACGAUGGAUACAGCAAGAUUGCCAAAGAAUAUGAUGCGUGGAAUCCGAUCGAGAGCGAUGAGGAGACUGAAACCUCAGACCUCGAAAUCGAGGAGCGAGUGAAACGUAUGCGAGAGGGAAUGAAAAGCGUGCCUGCAUGCAACGCGCCAAGCCUCCAGGAAGAAGAAGUUCGCACGAAAUCGGCGGGUGCGAGCAGUCCAACGCAUGACGUGACCGACAGGGCGAGUUUCAUUGAACACAUGCAAACGGAUUCACUUACGCCAAUUCAAGCACUUGAGAAUGUACUGAUUCAUGACAAUCGUCAAGGGUUCCGGGAAAAGGCUCAAUCUCGAGGAAACUCGGUCAACGAAAUGCGGCCAGACGAUGACGAGGAUGACUUUGCGGUUCCAAAUGCCCUCCCGAAGCUGAUGCCCGGUGAUAAUAUCCCUGAUAGCAUUGCGCAGGCCAGUGAACAGCCGUACUUCAUUCUAGACAAGGUGCCAGAAAUGACGUUUGACAAGUGGGGGCAUCACAUUUUGUGGCAUAUGGACUUAUUCGAGCCAUGCAUUGUACAGGGGAAGUGGAUGAUGGCAGUCCAUCUAACAAAAGGAUGGAAAGUCAGAGCCAGACUGGAUGGAGCCUCGUGGUUGAAAUUGGCGAAGAGCGAAAUCAUAUUUCGUGUUAGGAAAGAAAAUGACGGAGCGGAUAAAGCAGCUAUUGAGGAAAAGGCUCGAUUGCUAUUCGAAUGUCUUCACUCCAAAAACCGAGUGGAAUAUAAACACGGAUUCUAUGACUUGGAGUCAAGUCGGUCAUACAAGAGUAUCAACUGGAAGAUCGAUCUUCCUCAAGCUGGCCAUGGCGUUGAGACAAUCCGGUUGGGAUGCUCACAGAUUGGGGGGGAGUCGAACACGCAGUUUGCAACGAGUGUUGGGGAAGCGAUGAGUCAGACAACCAGCAAGAUAAUGGAGGCGACCGAGGUUCCACGGAAUGUCGACAAAUUUGAAAUGGAGAGGGUUGCCCUUUGUGGCCCGCAUCCAAUCUCCACCAAGGAAAACUCAGGUUAGGCUAGGCAUGGGUGGAGGCCUCAGAAAAUUCAGCGUCAGGUUGGCUUGAUGUCUUAAAGUCUCAGAGAA
Chara braunii is the source of this 2156-nucleotide messenger RNA. The record is from the annotation of a GenBank genome assembly. Lineage: Eukaryota; Viridiplantae; Streptophyta; Charophyceae; Charales; Characeae.